AUGAUUGUGGAUAUCCUUCAGAAGAACAUCACUAUCUCUUUUAGUGAGUGCAUUAUCCAAAUUUUUUCAUUUCAUUUCUUUGGCUGCCAGGAGAUCUUGAUCCUUGUGCUGAUGGCCGUUGACCACUAUGUGGCCAUCUGUAAGCCCCUGCACUACAUGAGCAUCAUGAACCGGCGAGUCUGUAGUGUGUUGGUAGCUCUAGCCUGGGUAGCGUCCUGUGUGCAUUCUUCAGUUCAGAUUUUUCUGACCUUGAGUUUACCUUUCUGUGGUCCCAAUGUGACUGAUCACUUUUUAUGUGACUUGCAGCCCUUGUUGAAACUUGCCUGUACAGAAACCUAUGUGACCAACCUGCUACUAGUGUCCAAUAGUGGGGCCCUUUGCAUAAUGAGUUUUGUGGUGCUGAUGCUCUCCUAUUUUAUCAUCUUGCAUUCUCUGAGAAACCACAGUGCUGAAGGGAGGAAAAAAGCCCUUUCCACCUGCAUCUCCCAUAUCAUCGUAGUCAUAUUGUUCUUCGUUCCCUGUAUAUUUAUAUACACACGCCCCGCAACCACCUUCCCCAUGGAUAAAAUGAUAACUGUGUUUUAUACAAUUGGAACACCUUUGCUUAUUAACCCUCUGAUUUAUACACUGAGAAAUGCAGACGUGAAAAAUGCCAUAAGGAAGCUAUGGAGCAAGAAACUGAUCUCAGAAGACCAAAGGUAA
Loxodonta africana (African savanna elephant) is the source of this 702-nucleotide messenger RNA. RefSeq names its product olfactory receptor 4C16-like. Gene Ontology annotation, molecular function: olfactory receptor activity. The transcript has a single exon. Gene Ontology annotation, cellular component: plasma membrane. Lineage: Eukaryota; Metazoa; Chordata; Mammalia; Proboscidea; Elephantidae. Gene Ontology annotation, biological process: G protein-coupled receptor signaling pathway. Bases 1 to 702 code for a protein of 233 amino acids. The record is from RefSeq and is a predicted model, not a curated record.